AUGGCCAUGGAAGAUAUUCAAGCAACAACAACUGAAGGACAACCCUUGAGAUGUAAAGCUGCAAUUUGCCGUAAGCCAGGUUCUCCACUGAGUAUUGAGGAGAUCAUUGUGGCACCUCCAAUGCCUCGUGAAGUUCGGAUCCGUGUUAUAUGCACCUCUCUCUGUCAUAGCGAUGUUACUUUUUGGAAGAUGCAGGUCCCUCCUGCAAUUUUUCCAAGAAUCUUCGGUCAUGAGGCUGUUGGGGUUGUGGAAAGUGUAGGAGAAGAUGUAACUGAGGUUACAAAAGGAGAUGUGGUUGUCCCAAUUUUCUUAUCUGAUUGUGGGGAGUGUAUAGAUUGCAAAUCAAGCAAGAGCAAUCUUUGUUCAAAAUUUCCUUUCAAGUUGUCUCCUUGGAUGCCUAGAUAUGCCACAUCAAGAUUCAAGGAUUUAAAUGGAGAGAUCAUACACCAUUUCUUGUCUGUUUCUAGUUUUAGUGAGUACACUGUGGUUGACAUUGCUCAUCUAACCAAGAUUGACCCAGCAAUACCACCCAACAGGGCAUGCCUACUUAGUUGUGGUGUAUCAACGGGGGUAGGUGCUGCUUGGAUAACUGCAGGUGUGGAGCCAGGGUCUACAAUAGCUAUUUUUGGGCUGGGAAGUAUUGGAUUAGCUGUUGCUGAGGGAGCUAGACUUUGUGGAGCAACUAAGAUUAUAGGUGUGGAUGUCAACCCAGAAAAAUAUGAAAUUGGAAAAAAGUUUGGACUCACUGACUUUGUCCAUGCUGGAGAAAGUGAAGAUAAAUCUGUGAGCCAGAUAAUCAUAGAGAUGACUGCAGGGGGAGCAGACUAUUGCUUCGAAUGUGUUGGCAUGGCAUCCUUGGUGCAAGAAGCAUAUGCUUCUUGUAGAAAGGGUUGGGGAAAAACAAUAGUUUUAGGAGUGGACAAGCCAGGAUCCAAGGUGAGCCUUAAUAAUAGUGAGGUGCUGGCUAGUGGGAAGAGCCUCACGGGAUGCUUAUUUGGAGGACUCAAACCUAAGUCUCAUGUACCUAUUCUCCUUAAACGCUACAUGGAUAAGUGCCAUGAUGCCAAGUUUAUCUCCAAUUACCAACAGGAACUGAAUUUGGAUGAGUUUGUCACACAUGAGGUGCAGUUUCAAGAUAUCAAUAAGGCUUUUGAUUUAUUGCUUGAAGGAGAGAGUCUCCGAUGUGUGAUUUGGAUGGACAAAUGA
Molecule: messenger RNA, 1206 nt
Organism: Sphenostylis stenocarpa
Lineage: Eukaryota; Viridiplantae; Streptophyta; Magnoliopsida; Fabales; Fabaceae
Source: the annotation of a GenBank genome assembly